UGUGUAACCGCGCAUCUGACUUUGCAAAUGGUAGCCAGGCCUAGCCAGGCCUGAACAACCAUGGAGCCAGGCCUUGUCUCUAUUCCAACAUGGCGGAAAGGUUGAGUUUGCAGCUUGCCUUUGCUCUAAUUGCGUUAAUAGCUGCUGUCUUCUAUAGCGGGAAAGCACAGUUUGUUUUUAACAAGAUCAAUCAGAUUAUCCAUGGAAAAAGAGGCUGCUCUCCGAUCGUUAGCAUAGGUCACGUUACACUUCAUUAUUUUGGAUUCAGAGGACGGGCCGAAGGCAUACGACUGAUGAUGGAAGACUUUGAAAUUCCAUACGCAGAAACAAACUUUUCGAAAGCCGAAUGGCCUGCUGUUAAGGAAAAAGGAAUAGAGACAGGACUGUUCACGUUUGGCCAAGUUCCUGCCAUUAGUACAACAACUGGAUUACAGCUAGUACAGAGUAAAGUAAUUAUGCAUCAUAUUGGUCGCUCAGUGGGUCUAGAUUGUGAUUGUUCUGAUAUUCAUAUCUGUGAAACAUUGGUUUUUGGUGCAGAGGACCUAAGAGCAAAGCUUAGCCCAGUUCUCUACAGUCCAAACUUCUCAUCAAAGCUAAGGAACGACCACAUCGAAUCAGUUGUGUACACAUGGCUUUCCUUUUUUGAAAAGCUUGCCCCUGUCGAAGACAACAGCACAAAUGUCAAUGGCUUAUUCUUUGCCAGUGAGCGUCUCACCUGGGUUGACUACGUCAUGUUUGAUCUCUUAGACACUCAUGUUGAGUUUAGCAGACUAAGCUUUGGUGAUGAUGCCCCGACAGUAGAUGUGUUGGCAAAUUACCCAAAGCUGAAAGCAUUUUACGAGACCUUUUCCAGCAGACCCAAGAUUGCUAGAUAUCUUAAAGCAGAGAGAAGAGUCCCUUUUCGGCUCGGUUAAUUGGAUUGUCAUCAGGCUUUUGGCCAGAUGGGUGUCUAAUCAUCCAGCGGAGACAUCCACUUUUUAAAGAAAAUAGAGGAUAUUACAUGGUCACGUAGAGAUGCAAAAUUUCUCUUUGAGUGUUGAAAAAUAAUUCACUCGUUCACUGCGCUCACUUGAGAAAUAUUUUUCAGUACUCGUAGAGAAAUUUCAUAUCUCCAAGCAGCCAUGUAAUGUUCUAUUUAUUAUAUAAACACCAGCGAAAUACCAACUAUUGUAAUGGUGAUCUUUUAAUUUGUGAAGAUACAUGUAGCAUGUUACUUUCACUUGUGAAGAUAUCUCCUAGUAAGCUCACCUGGUAUUUCAUUGGUGUUAAUAUAAUAAAUUGUUCUAUUUUUCACAUGUUGCUUCAUAAAUAAUUUUUCUUUUGAGCAGACCCUAAUGCACAGUUUUCAAAAUUAUCCUGGCUAAAAGUCUGGUUGUCAUGCAGCCCUCCUUCUUUGAGAAAACUAUUCCAUGACAACUCCAGUAACACAUAAAUUAACAUUUUUCCAGCACGCUUCCACAAUUAUUUAUUGAAAUGAAAUAAAGUAAAUCAUUGAAUUAUAGGUGCACAUACUGUACAAGUCUUGUAACAAGGCAUUUUUAUAGAGGAUGGGUUUAGUGCAAAAUACAUACAACUGAAAUAUAUACAUGUAUGCAAUGCAAGGUUUUGACAUAAACAAAAAGAUGUGUAAAGUGUUGAUAAAGUAAUGCAGUAACAGUAGAUUUCUAUUGUCUGUCUCAAAUAGUGUGCUUCUUCUGCCCAACAUCUGGUGACCAUGUCGUUACAUGUAGAAUGACGUGUUAGGAAUUAUCAAACUUAACGCACUUUCAAGGAUAUAGUUAUAGAAAGCCAGUAGUAGAUAUUUGCAUGUAGUGGCUUUUGAAUUUCCAGUUUACUGUUGAUGACAGUAACAUAGCCUGAAAUGUGACAAAUGCAAGUCAACUCCUUCCUUAUAUAUUAGGUUGUGGGUGGGAGAGGACUGACAGAAUUUUCAUGCGAACAGUAACACAUUGCUCUUUCUGUGCAAUAAUUAAAGUUUAAUUUAUCGAAAACAAAAA
Orbicella faveolata is the source of this 1997-nucleotide messenger RNA. RefSeq names its product glutathione S-transferase 2-like. The record is from RefSeq and is a predicted model, not a curated record. Gene Ontology annotation, biological process: glutathione metabolic process. Lineage: Eukaryota; Metazoa; Cnidaria; Anthozoa; Scleractinia; Merulinidae. Gene Ontology annotation, molecular function: glutathione transferase activity.